This is a messenger RNA of Hypanus sabinus (Atlantic stingray), 3537 nucleotides long. RefSeq lists its product as uncharacterized. The coding region runs from base 2663 to 3289 and encodes 208 amino acids. The transcript is spliced from 3 exons. Lineage: Eukaryota; Metazoa; Chordata; Chondrichthyes; Myliobatiformes; Dasyatidae. The record is from RefSeq and is a predicted model, not a curated record.
GUGUAGGUAAUCACAUUGAGUUAAACUGCUGCGGGAUCCUGUAAUGUGUUGGAUUGUUUCUGGUUUCCCCUGGCAUUUUCUGGAUUUAUUGUCUUGUAUUUGUUGGGUUUUUUUAAUUACUGUUACGUAUUUUUUGAAAUUUUUUGUGUUACCCACCUGGUCAUGGAUUGCCACAUGGAAACCCUUCUGUUUCUGGGAAGAGGUCUCUGACCCUGAGCCAUGUGUUUGACGCUUCCCUGUCAGCAGCUAGUCUGCUCAGAUCAUGAGGGUGUCUUCCACUGGUUAACUUUUUUCUUCUGUAAUUUCAUUUUUCUGGGUUGUGCUUUCAUUUAGGUUUAGUGGUGUGUAGUUCCUAUCAGAAUUGCAUAUGCCUAUGCCGAGCGCUGAAUCCUGUUUUGUUGAUGAAAAUAUAUCCUUAGAAGUUUUAUCUGACUGUUGUGUAAUUUUUAUGUUUGUUAUUCCUCUUUCUCCUUCUAUCCUAGGUAGUGUUAGUCCAUUGCUUUUGAGUGCUCAUAGUGUUUUCUAAAAUUGGUAAUUUCAAUUGUUAAUUUUCUUUGUAAAUAUUCCAGAUCAGUUUCAGACCAAGAUAUUACGCCAAAAAGGUUACAUUACAAUGGGUAUAGUGUAAAUGUUAAUUGCCUUCCUUAUAUUUUUACUAUUGAACUCUGGCAGAUUUUAUUAAGCCUUGAAGUAAAUUUUGUCAAGUUUUUCCUUAUCACACUAUGAUCUAUUUUCUUUGCUUGUUGAUAUCCCUGAAACUUAAUUGUUUUAUAUUAAUCUACCAGUUGUACUGUAUCCUACUAUUCUGUACUAUAUUCUACUAGUUCUUUUCAUCUUUCUUUACGUUUAAUGUUCUACACUUAUCUUGUCCAAAGUUCAUGUUUGAGCCUUCAGAAAAUAGUUCUACUGAUUGAAUUAAUUGCUUUAGCUUGACUGAUGCACGAGUGUAUAAUUUCAAAUUGUCCAUGUACAGAAAAUGUGCUAACGUUUUGUUUGUUUGGCUGUCUCUUAUUUGAUACCCUAUUUUUGUCCAAUUCUGUAAAUUUCAGAGCAGGUUUAAAGUUAGAUAAAACCAUAGUGGGCUUAUGGAGUCGCCUCAGAAAAUGCAUUGGUUUAUAUUGAUAACAGUGGUUGUUAUUUAUUGGUUGUCAAUAGGUAACAGGUUUAUAGUACGCCAACUCUUCAUCAGAUGUUGUAAGAAUUUCUCAAGUACUGGGUGUACUAUAUAUAUUAAGUCCUUCUAUUAACCAUGAGUGUGGGACAGAAUCAAAUAUUUUUUGGUAGUCAAUAUUACAACAUAAGAGAUACCUGCUUUUCUGCUGGACUUGAUUUAGAAUUACAGAAUCUAUAAUCAGAUGUUCUUCAAAUCCUUUCAUACCCUUUCAACAUCCUGUUCGGUUUUAAAUAUAUUGUGGUUUUCUAAAUGAGUGGCGAUAAAUUGCGAGGUGCAUGAUGUUACAAUUUUAUUAUAUAUAGUUUGUAAACAAAUAAUAGGACAAUAUUUUAAUGGGUCAGUUUUGAUUUCUCCUUUACCUGUCAAAAAUUCAGGCAUUUUAUCAGGAUUUUUAAGAAAAUUGUAAUGUAUUUACAAGUAUGGACGAAGGUAACUUAAUUUUUAUGCCAAUAAUUAUGAAUAUUAUCACUGCCAGUACUUUUACAGUUGUAGGUAUCUUUUAUAACCACUUUUAGCAUAUCCAUUGCAACUUCAUGUGGAUGCAUGUCUACGUUGUGUGAGUGCAUUCUUUUUCCUCUUAAUCCAGCUUGCUUCUGGAUUCUGCAUUUCCUUGUUUAACCAGAUAUUAGACCAAAAGUUCAUUAUCACUGUGCUUGUUGAUAAUUCUGUGCUAGUAAUAAUUCUGUUUUCUUCAUUGCAUGCAUGUAUGCUUUGUUUUUGAUUUUGUUUUUGCUUUUGUUUUAGUGUAUCUAUAAAUUCUAAUUGUUCUUCUUAUUAUUUUUAAUUCUUAUUAUUAAAGAAUUUGCAGUUUACUUUCUUUUGCACAGUGGCUGUUUGUCACCCUUUGUAAGUGGGAAGUUUUUCAUUAAUUCUAUUGCAUUUUUUUGUUCUACAGUGAAUGUCCACAAGAAAAUUAAUCUCAAGGUAAUAUAUGGUAACAUACACUAUCUUACAUAAAGUGAGAUAAUGAGAUAAAGUGGGAUACAUAAAGUGAGUUAAUUUAGAUUUGAAACUGUUUAAUUGCUGAUGAGGCAUACAUCAAUGACAACGGCAGAUACAAAACCUCAUUGUGAGAGAAAGCAGAAUAAAGAUGCAAAAAACGUAGCAGCAAAGUAAGCAAGACUCAGCUGCUGCCAAACUUGGCUUCCAGUUUUCUGCAUUGUGGAUAUUGGGAAGGCUUAGAAGAGGCAGAAUGUGCCAACUACAAGAUAUUCUGCAGAUGCCGGAAAUCUUACACAAACGCACACAUGAACACAUGCACGUGUGUAUAUACACACAAACACACAAGACAAUUUAUCUAAUAAGACACACAAGGGGUGGAGUUUCAAGAUGGCGACGUAAACAUCUGCCUUUUAGGCGCUCUUCACUUUUCUAACUAUAAUCACCCUUUAAUCAAAUCUUUUCGAAUUUAAUCAAAUGAGUUGAUAUUUUCGAUUGACUUUUUUUUUCUUUUAAAACUAUAUUUGAUCUAACUUUGCCGAACUUAAAAUGGCUACAAGUAAGAAAUCGUCUAAGGAGCCUUUAUCUAUUGAUGCAAUUUCUAAUCUUCUGGACACUAAACUUACAAGUUUGGAUAGCAAGCUGGAAAGUAAAAUGGCAAGUUUGGAAGACAAGCUGGAAAGUAAAAUGGCAAGUCUGGAAAGUAAAAUGGCAAGUUUGGAAAACACGUUUACCACGAAAAUGUCUGAACUUGAAGGAGCUGUUAAAUCGCUUGAUACUAAGUUUCAGUCACAGGCAGCGGAUAUUCAGCGGCAUGAAGAUAAGUUGGAGACCCUUGAAAAAUUAAUUGUUGAAAAAGCAUGUACACUUGAGGAGUUGGAUAAGAAGAUUGAAAAAGAAAAAAGAAAGAAAGACACACAAAAUGCUGGAGGUACUCAGCAGGUCAGGCUGAAAGGAAUAAAUGGUCGACAUUUCAGGUGGAGAGAAGCCAGAAUAAGAAGAUGCAGACAUGGAGGAGUACAAGCUGGCAGUCUCAAAGACUAUUGCCAGCAGUCUCGCAGCACGCUGCCAGUUGAGUCCAGUCGGAGAGUGAAGAAUUUACCCAAGUACAGAAAACCCGAAGGAUCGAGAAAAGUUGGUGUCGUUGGCAGUUUACUACAGGAUCGACCUUAUUGAAAUCCUUGUUCAAGGAGAUAGUAACCUGCAUCUGAGAUAGUCCCUGCAUUGUGAAAGCAGAAAGGGCUGGACACAGUGGUAUUCACCAAGGAAAGGUCAGUUCCUAUAAGCCGUUUUAUUUCCUUCGUCAUAAAUCCUUUGGGCAAGGCAUAUUUUGGCAGGGAUCAGCAGUAACGUCACGUCAUCGAGAAUUCAUUACUUCAGGAAAGUCUCUCCUAACUGACUGUGUAAAUCAUUUGGACUUUCGC